GCUAAACCUAAAGCCAGGUCAUGCUGAGUUGAUAUACGAUGGAAAGUUAGGUCCCUUUCCUUCUUCCUUCCUAAUUCUUUCUUGCAUUGCAUAGCUAUAUAAGGCUUAAAGAUAAGCGAUUCUGACAUGGGAUAUUGCCAUCUCUCUCUCCUCCGAGUUUCUCUCACACCCUUCUUCUCUUUCACCAACUUUUCUCUCAUCACCGGCCGACUUCAUUCCUGCAGGAUUUUCCUUCCGUUCUAUUGAGGACAUUAGUACAUAUUGUAAGGGUUCAAGAAGAAAGAAAGACAGGCACAGGAAAAAAAAAAAAAAAAAAGGAAAUAGCAACAAACAAAGGAAUUCAGAGCAGAAAAUAAUAUACAUUUCUGAAACAGAAAUAAAACGACAAGAUGGGUUUCUGGACACUGUUUGAGGUGGCAUCUAUGCCAAUUCUACAAGUCCUACUAAUCAGUAGUUUGGGAGCUUUCAUGGCAACUAAUUACUGCAGUCUUCUUACAACUGAUGCUCGAAGAUCCUUAAACAAGAUUGUGUUCAUGGUGUUUACACCCUCUCUUAUGUUCGCUAGUUUGGCCAAAACUGUGACACUCCAGGACAUUAUCUCAUGGUGGUUUAUGCCUGUUAAUAUUGGACUUACCUUCUUAAUUGGAGGAAUUCUUGGGUGGAUAGUUGUUAAGAUUCUGAAACCCCAGCCUCAUCUUGAAGGGCUUGUUAUCGCUACGUGUUCGUCAGGAAACUUGGGAAAUCUUCUCCUGAUCGUUGUCCCUGCAAUCUGUAGCGAGGAUGGAAGUCCAUUUGAUAGUGCCACUUGCAACUCUGUUGGACUCUCAUAUGCAUCUUUUUCUAUGGCGCUUGGUGGUUUCUACGUCUGGACUUAUACUUAUCAUCUGAUACGGUCUUCAGCUGCGAAAUUGCAAGCAAUCAAAGCAUUUGAUGAGGUCUCAAAAGCACCCAACAAUGAUUUAGAAGCUAGUCAGGAAACUCACCUUCUCAAGGGAGAAGAUCAGGAGCAUGUUGCAAUAGCUGUGGCAUCAACCAAGUCCAUUGAUGAUGAUAAAGAGAGCCAAGCUAUUGUUUCGCAAGCGUCACACCAUGAACAUGGAAAAGAGGCAUCCUUCUGGAAAAAAUUGGUAGGAUUUCUUCAUCAGAUUUUGGAGGAGAUCUUGGCACCUCCCACAAUUGCUGCUAUUUUCGGAUUCAUCUUUGGAGCAGUGACAUUCCUGAGAAAGCUGAUAAUUGGUAGUGGUGCUCCCCUGCAUGUGAUCCAAGACUCCAUCACAUUACUUGGGGAAGGAACACUGCCUUGUAUUACUCUUAUCCUUGGAGGCAACCUCAUUCAAGGUUUCAAGUCAUCAAAAAUCAAGCCAUGGAUCAUCGUUGCUGUGGUUUUUGUUCGAUAUGUGGUACUUCCUGUAAUUGGUCUUUGGCUUGUUAAAGCAGCUGGGAGUCUUGGCUUCCUUCCAUCAGACCCUCUCUAUCACUAUGUGCUGAUGAUUCAAUAUACCAUGCCACCUGCGAUGAAUAUUGGUACAAUGACCCAGCUGUUUAAUGUGGGCCAAGAAGAGUGUUCAGUCCUCUUCAUGUGGACAUACUUGGGUGCAGCCUUAGCACUGACAGCCUGGUCAACUGUCUUCAUGUGGAUUUUGUCCUGAGCAAACCCAAUUUGUCCCCAAACAACAACUAUCAGCAUAGGAGGAUCAUUAUAGAAUAGAAAUAGCCUAGAAAAUGCCCAUUAAUUGGGAUGUGAUUGGUUUGAGAAAAGCUCAAGUAAAUAGCUAUAUAUGUCACAGGGUUUGCUUUAAUUUCUUGCUGUGACAGUUCUUGUACCUAUUAGAGAAGAAGAGGAAAAAAAAAAAAAUGAACUUCACCUUCUUGAUAAA
Molecule: messenger RNA, 1877 nt
Organism: Hevea brasiliensis (rubber tree)
Lineage: Eukaryota; Viridiplantae; Streptophyta; Magnoliopsida; Malpighiales; Euphorbiaceae
Product: protein PIN-LIKES 7
Exons: 11
Coding region: 390-1649 (419 amino acids)
Biological process (GO): endoplasmic reticulum to cytosol auxin transport
Cellular component (GO): membrane
Source: RefSeq, a predicted model, not a curated record